AUGCCUCUCAGCAUGGUCACCCGCCUUGAGCUCGCCCUGGAUGCCCCCGAGCUUGCCGGUGGCACCUCACUCGACCAUACCGUCUCCGUGAUUCCGGAUAAGAACAGGGGCUUUGCCGACCAGGAGAGGUUGAGGCAGUUCGGUGGCACCGUUAGCUCCGGCGUCCCAUUCGAGCAGCUGAUGCGAAGCGCCGUCGAUCUCAUCGGUCCCAAGAACUAUUCCGUUGACCUGCCGGGCUUGGUCUGGAACGCAAACCAUGACCAGUCCCUCGAGGACAUUAAGACAAUCGAGUACCCCUCAGACCGCUACAUGAAGAGACCUCGGACCAUUAUCCUCGCCGUGGUCGGUGGCAACUCUAACUCUGUACAAGCCCACAUCCUCGCCAAGGCUCGUCACUUCGAUCCAGACGGAACCAGGACCAUUGGCGUCUUGACAAAGCCAGACCUCACCGAGUCCAUUGGCCUUGAAGAUAUGUUCUUUAACCUAGUCAAGGAAAAGGACAAACCGAACGACUUCAAGCUCGGCUGCCAGGAGAAAUGGAACUUGCUCCCACCCUCCAUCUGCGGUGCGAGCGCCCUGAUGCAGAAGCUCAGCGUGCCGUUGCAGCAGCACAUCGGAAAGCACGUUUACGUACUUCGCAAACAGGUCCUAAAGGCCCUCGACGACUGCGAAACCGAGCUCAAUUUCUACAAGGAUCCACCCGGGAAGAACUUCUUCCGUGUGGCCGCCGACCCGAGAGGAACUCCGGCCCAGAACUUGCGCGCCCGGGCCACCGAGGAGAAUGGCCGCUCCGCCAUGAGAAUACGCGCUCAUGGGCGCAAGUUCAACUUCUCCGCAUCCAACCAGCACGCUCCCGGAGAAGCUCCCGGCGACAGCGUCAAGCGAGAUUUCGUCAGGCAGGAGCUCGAGAUGCUGCUGCGCCAGAUGCGUGGUUCCGAGUUUCUCAUGAAUUCGAAGCCAAGGGCCGUCUACAUGCUCUUCCAGAUCUACUCCGAGUACUGGCCCAUGCUAGCCCAGGAGCACAGGAACAACCUCGGUCUCCCAGAACGGUGCGCCUUCUCCAAAGCGGAGGAGGUGCUCGAGAAGAUGAUUAUUUACUAUGACCUGGCGGCCAAGACGUUCUUCAGGAACGUCAUCACUCACGUAAUCAAGGGUUACCUCCUCCAAGGCAUGUACAGCAUCUUCUACUCGGCCAAGGUGCUCGGUCUGAGCACAGAGACCAUCGAGGGCAUUGCAGCCGAGGACAGGGAGACAAGGGACAGGAGGCAGACAUUCAGAGUCCAAAGGAAAGCCAUCGAGGAGGCCGAGGAGAUUUGCGCGAGUCUUGCCUUCCGUUUCUCUGACACUCGGCUCACUCCUCCAGUGUACGCUGAAGACGGCGAGGAUGCGGCAGAGGACAACUCCGACGACGAAUUCCACCCCAACGAAAAGUCCCAUGGUCCGAGAUGUCGCCCAAACUCAAUAACCAGUCGACCUUCCCGGCGAACAAGGCGACCCUCCACCGGAGAUGUCCAGGCAGCUCAGCAUGCCGCUCGAGCCUCCGAAGCAGCCCCUCACCAGAGAUAUACCCACCAGCCAACCCACGUCCCCAGCUCAACAGCCUACACUCCGUCAAGGACAGACAACAGCCUGAACCCACCCAGCCCAGACCACCCGCUCGAGGACUUUUACACGACGUCGUCACGACCCCAACAGCAAGCGGCCCAUCCUCCACCUCCGCUCCUACGACCUGGCAAGGUGCGAGCCGACGACGGCAGCAGCCACCCGUCAGGACAGGGACAAGCGUACUCACCGGCGCCGCCCCGCUCUUUGUCGACGAGAACCGCGCAGGCGUCGGCCGCCGCGCCGCCAGAGCAGUACUAUGCCAAUGCCUAUGCCAGCAACAACCCUUAUGCGCCGCCCGCCGAGGCGGCCGAGUUUGAGGCUAUGAGAAGGCAGGCGCGGAAGAUCGCUGGGAGGCUAGAGGUUGGGGAUGGGGUUUCUCUUGUUCGACGGGGAGGGGUGUCUGGUUCGGACGAGGUAAUUGCCAGAUCCCUUUAUCACCUUAUGAUGUAA
Parathielavia appendiculata is the source of this 2055-nucleotide messenger RNA. RefSeq lists its product as uncharacterized. The transcript has 6 exons. Lineage: Eukaryota; Fungi; Ascomycota; Sordariomycetes; Sordariales; Chaetomiaceae. The record is from RefSeq and is a predicted model, not a curated record. Gene Ontology annotation, cellular component: cytoplasm; microtubule; membrane. The coding region runs from base 1 to 2055 and encodes 684 amino acids. Gene Ontology annotation, molecular function: GTPase activity; microtubule binding.